This is a messenger RNA of Manduca sexta (tobacco hornworm), 727 nucleotides long. RefSeq lists its product as uncharacterized. The transcript has 4 exons. Bases 33 to 575 code for a protein of 180 amino acids. Gene Ontology annotation, biological process: sensory perception of taste. Gene Ontology annotation, cellular component: membrane. The record is from RefSeq and is a predicted model, not a curated record. NCBI's taxonomy places the organism in Eukaryota, Metazoa, Arthropoda, Insecta, Lepidoptera, Sphingidae.
CAUUUCGUGUUAACGACGCAGGAACAAGUGAUAUGAAAACUGAUAAAAUUGAAACAUUAUCGAACAAUGCCCAACUUGAUAUUGGUUCCUUGCACAAAGUAUAUGAGCUGCUGCACAAGUGCUCCGAGCAGCUGAACUCGAUUAUGAGUUUUCCGAUGCUGAUGAUGCUAUUCACGUCGGGAUUCUCGACAACGUUGCUUUUGAAAAUAUUAGUGAAGAUUAUACAGGUGCAGGAAACUAUGGACCCGAAAAUAGUAACGAUCGCGGUGAUAUAUCUUGUGGUGCGGUGCGUCAAAUACACGCUACUAGUGGUCAUGCCUUGCUACUACUCCAGUAUCACUUCUUCCCAAGUGGCUACCAUACGUACGACGCUCCACGAUUCUUUGAACACUAUGCCGCUAGACAAACUGGAGCGCCGGCGAGUUAAAGCGUUUUUCCUUUUGACCAAAGAGAGCGAAUUUGUUUACGCCCUCGCGGGUUUCAUCAGGCUCAACAUGACACUGCCUUUGAGCUACACCAGUCUCUGCACCACGUAUUUGGUUAUUAUAAUACAGUUCUCAAAAUUCCUCGACUAAGAAGAGUAUUGAAAAUGAGAAUCAGGUUAGAUAAUCUAGGUCAGUGGCGGCUCAUCCGAAAGAGCGCUGGUGCAGUGCACUCCCACGAAAAUUACAUACUUAGCUAAUUUAAUAAUUUAUAUAUAUUUAUAAUACAUAAGAUCCUUACACAA